GAGCCGUCAUGUCCUAUAGGAAUUCUCCCCAUUUCGGUUGCCAUUUCAUAAUUUGGAGCUACAAAUCCAUGGUAAAAAUCGUAUCUAAGGAAUAUUAAAUUUUCAACUCAGUGGCAUUUGAAACCCGCAGCUGAUUGAGUUGAAGCAAGGAUGAUUGCAACAUUAUCUGGUUCAAGAAGAAGAAUCUCUACUUUUUGUUAUCUAUGUGACAGAAGGAAGCAGACAGACAGCGAAAUUGUUAAAAUGUUUCAACUUUCAAUUCCUAAAGUGAACACAGUAAAUUAUGCCUUGAAUCGGACAUCUUCACGAAGAAAUAGUGCUGUAAGGACAUUGGAUGAGAGGUUCAUUAGGAUUUUAAAGAUAUUUAAGUGGGGUCCUGAUGCUGAAAAGUCUUUAGAGGUCCUACAGAUGAAAGUAGAUCAUCAAUUGGUUCGUGAGGUAUUGAAAGUAGAUGUAGAGGUCACUACAAAAAUUGAGUUUUUCAAGUGGGCUGGGAAAAGAAGGAACUUUGAGCAUGACUCCACUACAUACUUGGCUUUGAUCCAUUGUCUUGAAGAAGCAGGGUUGACAGGUCAACUAUGGAGAACAAUCCAAGAAAUGGUGAGGAGUAAAUGCCUAAUUUCCCCUAGUGAACUUUCUGAGAUUGUGAGGAUUUUAGGGAGAGCAAAAAUGGUAAGCAAAGCUCUUGUUGUAUUUUACCAGAUCAAAGGUCGCAAGUGCAAGCCAACUGCAAACACUUACAACUCUGUAAUUUUAAUGCUGAUGCAAGAAGGUCAGCAUGAUAAAGUUUAUGAGCUUUACAAUGAAAUGUGUACUGAAGGUAACUGUUAUCCAGACACAGUAACAUAUAGUGCACUUAUAUCAGCAUUCACAAAACUAGGCCAAGAUGAUUCUGCUCUGAGGUUGUUUGAUGAAAUGAAGGAGAAUGGCUUACAUCCCACUGCAAGGAUAUACACUACUUUGUUAGGAGUUUACUUCAAGAAGCGUAGCAUUGAAAAGGCUCUAGGGUUAGUCCAUGAGAUGAAGGAAAAAGGCUGUGCUCCAACUGUUUAUACUUACACUGAAUUGAUAAAGGGCCUUGGCAGAGCUGGUAGAACUGAAGAAGCUUAUUCUAUAUUCCUUAAUAUUCUAAAAGAUGGUUGUAAACCUGAUGUUGUACUACUAAAUAAUGUCAUGAAUAUUCUAGCAAGGGCAGGACGCUUAGCUGAUGCUCAUAAACUGUUUGAGGAAAUGGAGUCCUUAAAUUGUACUCCAAAUGUGGUGACCUAUAAUACUGUUAUAAAGUCUUUGUUUCAAUCCAAAGGUCCAGUACCUGAAGCUUCAUCAUGGUUCGAAAGGAUGAAGGCAAAUGGUGUUGCUCCAAGCUCUUUCACUUAUUCAAUAUUUAUUGAUGGGUAUUGCAAGACAAACAGGGUUGAAAAGGCUUUGAUGCUGCUUGAGGAGAUGGAUGAGAAGGGUUUUCCUCCCUGUCCAGCUGCCUAUUGCAGCUUGAUUAACAGUCUUGGAAAAGCAAAACGCUAUGAAGCUGCAAAUGAGUUAUUUCAGGAGCUAAAGGAGAAUUGUGGGUCUUCAAGUGCUAGGGUAUAUGCAGUGAUGAUAAAACAUUUUGGUAAAUGUGGACGUUUUUCUGAGGCUGUUGAUCUUUUCAACGAAAUGAAAAUGUUGGGAUGCCGUCCUGAUGUCUAUGCAUACAAUGCUCUUAUGUCAGGGCUUGUAAGGGCUGGCUUGGUAGAUGAAGCUCAUUCCUGGCUUCAAAAUAUGGUAGAAAGUGAUUGUGUUCCUGAUAUUAACUCAUACAAUAUAAUCCUAAAUGGUUUAGCCAAGAAAGGUGGUCCACAACGUGCAAUUGACAUGUUUAUGAAAAUGAAACAAUCUGACGUUAAACCAGAUGCUAUCUCAUACAACACCAUUCUUGGUUGUCUCAGUCGUUCUGGUAUGUUUGAGGAGGCUGCAAGGUUGAUGAAAGAGAUGCAUACAAAUGGUUUUGAAUAUGAUCUUAUUACAUACACAUCAAUACUUGAAGCUGUUGGUCAGUUUAAUGAAGAUCAUACAAGUAGAGCUUUGUGAAAGCUGUGUUUUUGAGGACUUGCUACUAAAUGCCUAAAUAGCAAAGCUAGAAAGCACAGGAUGUGUGUCCAAGUUCAUAUGACUCAUAUGUUUUGUUCUGGUGGCUUUUCUACUGCUGCAACUUGUACCAUUUUUGUAAAGGAAAAAUAUUUGAUACACUGACGGUGUAUAGGUGCAAAAUAUUUUUCCUUUUGUAAAAGGAUCUAAAUAUUCACCUAUGUGAACCACAGAGUAAUCCCGAA
Molecule: messenger RNA, 2309 nt
Organism: Ipomoea triloba (trilobed morning glory)
Lineage: Eukaryota; Viridiplantae; Streptophyta; Magnoliopsida; Solanales; Convolvulaceae
Product: pentatricopeptide repeat-containing protein At3g16010
Exons: 3
Coding region: 151-2067 (638 amino acids)
Molecular function (GO): protein binding
Source: RefSeq, a predicted model, not a curated record